Chenopodium quinoa (quinoa) is the source of this 921-nucleotide messenger RNA. RefSeq lists its product as uncharacterized. Lineage: Eukaryota; Viridiplantae; Streptophyta; Magnoliopsida; Caryophyllales; Amaranthaceae. The transcript is spliced from 2 exons. The record is from RefSeq and is a predicted model, not a curated record. Bases 1 to 921 code for a protein of 306 amino acids.
AUGAUCCCUACAAGGAAGACAAUUCAAUUGGGCGAUCGAUUGGUGAAAUUACCUUGUGGAGAACUUGAGGAUGUUCCAAUUCAAGUGGGACACAUCUACGUGUCUUGUGACUUUGUAGUGAUGGAUAUGGAGGAAGAUGUUAACACUCCUUUGAUUUUGGGACGUGAAGCUCUUAAAACUUUGGGGGUGGUCAUCAAUUCCAAGAACAACACCAUCACUUGUGAAGUGGCCGAUGAAAAAAUUGUCUUUGAAUUUUCGAAGUUGCUCAAGAUCGCCAUGGUUGAAAAAUACUAUAUAGUUGAUGUUGUGAAUGAGGAGCUAGAUCGCUUGGGGAGGGUCGUGAUGAGGCCUCAAGAUCCAAUGAUUGAAGCCCUUACAUGCAAAGAAGAUUUCCACUCUCAAGAGGCUAAAGAAUUUGUCAUGGCAAUGGAGGAAUCCUCAAAGGAGGAAGUUGAACAAGAAGUUGAGACCGAGCUUGAGUCCAAGGAAGAGAAAUUGGAGGAGAUUAUCAUGUACACGGAUCACAUCGCGGUGCGGUAUCUCAUGACCAAGAAAGAAGCUAGGCCUCGCUUGAUCCGUUGGGUUCUCUCUCUCCAAGACUUUCACAUGGAAAUGAGGGAUAAGAAGGGAGCGGAGAACUAUGCAGCGGAUCAUUUGUCUAGGCUACCAUUUGAGAACAAGGAGGAUGUACCGAUUAAUGACGAGAGAGGAUUCGAGGCUCUCAUGACUUUGAUGUCGACUUCUAUCCCUUGGUACGCGUAUAUAGCCAACUAUCUUGCGUGCGGAGUCGUUCCCCCGGAGUACUCUUCUCAACAAAAGAAGAAGUUUUUCAAGGAGCUGAGAAGAUACUUUUGGAAUGACCAAUACCUAUUCAAGCAAUGUAGAGAUGGCCUUUAUCGGAAGUGCGUUCCAGAUCAUUAA